Gryllus bimaculatus (two-spotted cricket) is the source of this 2598-nucleotide messenger RNA. The record is from the annotation of a GenBank genome assembly. Lineage: Eukaryota; Metazoa; Arthropoda; Insecta; Orthoptera; Gryllidae.
AUGCGCGGGCGCGGCGCCGAGCGCGCGCUGGCCGCCCGCAGUCGUGGCGGCUCGCGCCGAGUGCAGCAGUGCGCAGGUGCGGUGGGUUUAGCGGCCGUGGUCCUCUCGCCCUGCGACUCGCAGACGCUCGCUCGACAGCGGUCGGCGUCGUUGCGUGUGCUGGUGCUGGUGGUGUGUGUUUGUGCGAGAGGGCGCGAGCCGACGAUGAUGGCGCCCGUCUACCACCCGCAGCCGUCGUCGACGCCGACGGCCGCGCAGCCCGCGCCGGCGCCCACCUUCGUGCUGCAGGACUGCGACGCCGACUCCGCCAUCGGCGACAGCGCCUCCCCGGACCUGCAGGCCAAGAGCCAAUGCUCGAGCAUGUCGGACGGCGAGCAGUUCGAGUGCUACGGGGAGAACGUGGAGCUGGAGCUGGAGCCCGAGUCGCCGCCGCGGCCGCAGAACGGCGUCAACGGGGUGCACAUGCUGGAGGAGCAGCUGCGCGAGGCGGAGCUGCGCGCGGAGGAGCGGCUGCAGGAGGAGCAGCGGCGCCACCGCGAGAUGAUGGCACGCGUCGAUCGCGAGAAGGAGCUGCACGUCGAGAACUACAGCAUCCGGCUGCAGACGCUGGAGCUGGAAGCCGGCAGCCUGCGCGAGGAGACGUCGCGGCUGCGCGCGCAGAUGGAGCGGCUGCGCGGCGAGAAGGCGUCGGCGGAGGAGCGGCUGGCCGAGGCGGAGGCGACGGCGGCGACGCUGCGCGCGGAGGCCCUGGCCGUGCGCGACGCCGAGCGCCGCUCCAGGGAGGAGGCGGCGCGGGAGCAGGCGGCCAGCGCGCAGCUUGUUGACGAGCUGAGCCGGGAUCUAGAACAACUUCGUAAAGAACAGGGAGUAUCAAAUCCUGCAGACAGUCAACACAGUGCACACCUUGCAGAACUGCAAAGUGAACUUAGCAGGUUACGUCAAGAAAAUAAAAGUCUGCGUGAAACAAAUGAAGAUUUACAAGCUCAAAUAUUAACUCGAGGAGUUGAAGAAGGUCGUAAUCUACUCGGUAGUGGAAACAGCAUUGCUGCAGAACUUGAAGCAAUGUCUGGAGAAGAGAUGCGUACAGCACUCAAGGAACAACAGGAAGUGAACACCCAACUACGGUCUUACAUUGAUGGAAUGUUACUGAAUAUUGUUGAAAAUUAUCCUCAACUUCUGGAAGUUAAAAUAAUACUGAAAUAAUUGUGGCCCGCAAAAUGGACUCACACUUAAACUCUUGAGAAGAUCUGUGGUGUGAAGUGAAUAGUGUUUGAAAUGUCAUUGGAGAAAGACUGAUUUGUGUGAUUUAAGCCACAUUCUACAAGAAUCUCGGGAAGAAACAUAAUUGAUUGAAAAGGCAGUGCUGUCAAACAGUGCUUUCUUCAUUUCAAAUAGCUGUUUAUUGUUGUUGGUAAGAAUUUGCACAUCAGUAAUUUGAGCUUAGUUAUUAUGUGCUUUGUAGACAAUACUGUGCAUAUACAUCAUUCAUGUGCUGGAUAAGAAGUAUAUUUAAAAAAUAUAUUCCAAUUCCCUGCUCUUGGAUGAUAGUUAUGCAGAUUUUCAAAAUGAAUCAUACAAACCCCAAAUAAAAAUUUUGAAAUGUGGUGGAAUUUUACUGUUUUGAAUUGUAGUUGUUACAGUUCAAAUAACUUUUGAACACUAAGGUUUUGGUAAUAUAGCUCUGCUAGGAAGUAAUUUAUAUAUAAUUUUCUAAAAAAAAUUGUUACCUGUGUUGUGGAUGAUAAGUUACCUUUAAAGGACUUGUCAAUACUGCAGAGUGCUGUGAGCUUAUUUGCCAGGAUUUCUUCAAAUUAUUUCAGAAAUUGCUGUGAAGCAAUUGUAAUAAGAAAAGAAAAUGUUUCUCCCUAUGCAAAUUCGUUCCAAUAGUUACAAACCUUUUGAAAAAAGUUUCCAAGCAUCAUCAGGUGUAAAUGUUAGAGGCAUCUCCAGAAGUGUUCUUUAAAAUGUCAGAUAUUGAGCUUUAUUAACAUUAAUUUUUACCUUGCAGAAUACUGUUGAUGAUGGUGUGUACAUGCUUUAUCACAGAUUGUUGUUCUUAGCAAAUAAGAUAAAUAUUUUGAUAUUUAAGGUAAAAAAUUGCAAAGAGCUCUAACAUACUACAUAUAUCUGUUACUAUUAGAAAAGAUUUUAUCUAUACAUAUUCAUCAGUGCAUGUAUGUCCCAAUGCCAAAUGUGAAGCAAGAGAAACAGGACACACUCCAGCUGAUAUGGUAAUCUUUGUCCUUUUUGCUGUGUCCUGGUUAAUCUUGUAUCUUGGAGGAAGUUUAGAUAUAUAUGAUGCACAGGCAAAAUGUUUAUUAUAGUUCAAGAAGUUUAUUUUGCAAUGACUAUGUUGAAGCUUGGAAUAUCCGUCCUUUAAGUGGAGGUGGCUGUGAAGAAAUAAGAUUACAUUUGUUGACUUUGCUACUCUGUCGGUUAUUGACCACUUUUAUUAUAAAGUUAUUUAUUGCUCCAUUUUGCUUUACAAAAAAUAUUGGUCACUUCUAUUAUAAAAUAAGAUGUUUUAGUUAAUUCUGUUCAUUAUGUUGAUGAAAGUUUGCCACUAUGUUUCAUAAUUUUUUUUGAGAAAAAUUAUAU